Molecule: messenger RNA, 1625 nt
Organism: Hyla sarda
Lineage: Eukaryota; Metazoa; Chordata; Amphibia; Anura; Hylidae
Gene: DNAJC25
Product: DnaJ heat shock protein family (Hsp40) member C25
Exons: 4
Coding region: 16-1152 (378 amino acids)
Biological process (GO): protein folding
Cellular component (GO): endoplasmic reticulum membrane
Source: RefSeq, a predicted model, not a curated record
GUUGCACACGAGCGGAUGAUCCGGCGGCUGCUCCACCCCGGCGUCACGUUGCAGCUGGCGGCUGCUGACAUGGCGGUCCCGGGGAAGGCGGAGGGGGAAGCGGCUGCGUGCGGUGUCCCUCUCCUCCUUCCCGGGUCCUCCACGUCUCUUCGGGUUGUCUUGUUGCUAUUGGUAGCGGCAUGUCUGGCGGGGCACACGGCCGCACUCACCGAGGGGCUGUACUGCGGCCAGCAGGUGUGCUACGAUGUGCUGGGUGUCAGCAGAGACGCCGAGAAGGCGGACAUCGCGCGGGCGUACCGGCAGCUGGCCAGGAAGUACCACCCGGACCGGUACCGCUCGCCCGAGGACAGGGAGACUGCGCACAAGAACUUUCUGGUGGUGGCCACGGCUUACGAGACUCUGAAGGAUGAAGAAACACGAAAAGAUUAUGACUAUAUGCUGGAUCACCCCGAGGAGUACUACAGGCACUACUAUCAUUAUUACAGCAGAAGACUGGCUCCAAAAGUGGAUGUGAGGAUAGUCAUCCUGGUUACAGUGUGUGUCAUCUCAAUCUUUCAGUUUUACAGCUGGAGGAGCAGCUACAAUGAAGCCAUUAAAUACUUAGCAACAGUGCCAAAAUACCGAAUUCAGGCCACUGAAAUUGCAAAGCAGCAAGGUCUAUUGAAUCGUGGAAAGGAGAAGGGCAGGAACAAGAGAUCAAAAGAAGAAAUUAAAGAGGAGGAGGAGGAGACCAUAAGGGACAUUAUCAAGAACAAAAUAGACAUAAAAGGAGGCUAUCAAAAGCCCCAAAUCUAUGACAUCCUCCUGUUCCAAAUCAUCAUCUUUCCCUAUUAUUUCAUCCAAUACAUGAGUUGGUAUAUCCGGUGGGUGUAUACAUUUAAUAUAAAAGGAGAGGAGUACGGAGAAACGGAAAAGCUCUACCUCAUCCGUAAAUACAUGAAAAUGUCACAGUCUCAGUUUGACAGUUUAGAAGAUGAACGAAAGAAAAUGUUUCUCGAGGACGAACUGUGGAUUUGGGAGAAUUAUGAAAUGUACAAAAAAGAGCAGGAGGAAGAAAUGAAGAAAAAGAUGGCAUCAGACCCACGGUGGAAGAGAUAUAGAAGAUGGAUGAGGAAUGAAGGACCAGGAAGGCUGACAUUUGUAGAUGACUGACCGCAACGUCCCUGAGAUAUUAUUUUUCAUAAAAUAAAAUGAGCGUUUGUGUUUGCUGCGUGCAGCAGUGAUCCAAAUCUCUGAUGCAAACAUUUGACAUACAUCUUGUCAUUUUUGGCACCCUUAAACAAGUACAGGGCAAACGUUCUACUUAAUUUUACUAGAAUAUCUGACAAGUAAUGUAUUUCCAUUAUAGGAUAGCUAGCUUUCUAAUUUUAUGGAAAAAUAGAUGGGGACAACAAAAACACCGGUGGCAUUAGAUAUUGUCUGUGCAGCAGAGGUGAUGCUGCGACCAACAAAUCUGUGGCUUUGCCUUACUGACAUUCACAUUUAGUGAAGUUUACAUGUAUGUCAUCUUUAAAGCCACCGUCAUGAACUAACACCCUGGCUAAAGGAGUGGACCAAAAAUGAAUACUGCUUCAUGAUGAUUUUUAAAACCUUGUAUUAAAAUAAAAUGCUACUUUUAAAGAAUA